AUGGAAGUACAGUCACCAUCGCCAACAGCCAGCACCUACGACUGUGUCUACGACAAGGACAGCGACCAAUACGUCCUGGAGCAGUCCCCGUAUGCGCCGCCCACGAAGCUGCACUGGGUCGUGCUCGCGAACCUGGUGCUGCUCUUCAUCUUCUGCUUCAUCACCAUCCUCACAUCCGGGCUCGUCUUCGGCCACAACGUCGCCUCGAACGACUGCCUCGGCCAGAGCUGGGUCAUGUUCUCGUCAAUCAUGGGCUUCCUGUAUGUCGCCCUCCACCUGCACGCCGCGCGUAAGGGUGAGCUGGUCAGCCACGUCCACCAUCCCACCUUCCAGCAACCCCUCCAGUCCUCCGCCAUUGUCGUCGCGCGCAUCGACAUUGUCGCCUGGGCGGUUUCCCUCAUCAUCGUCUCUGUGUCCGUCUCAAAGGACGCCGCGGCCGUCUCCUGCGUGAAUCUUGUUGCGUGUGCCUCUGCGACACCUACACUGAUCUUCCUCAUCUGCGUCGCGGAAAAAGCAUCGCGACCGUUUGAUCUCCCCUACAUCACCGCACGGUACUCUCGAGCCCCGAGCGUCCAGCAGCAGGGGCGGGAGGCCCACCUGGGCGGGCCGAGGGCUCCCCCGACGAGCCUGAAGGACUCCCGCUCCUGGUCCUUCACACGCUACGACGACAGGACCAAGAAGCAGCUCGCCGACUCGGUGAGCGAGGCGUCGCAGACCUCAGACACAAGGCCCCGCCUCGGUGGGCCGAGGCCGCUGGCCACAAGUGACAUCGCGGUCAAGACGGGAGUGUUGCCGCCGCCGAUGUGCACGGAGCCCAAAGAGGCACGGCAGCAACCUCAACAACAACAACAGCAUCACCAGCAACAACAACAGCAACAAUCGUACCAACAAUACAGCACAGAUCCCGAGAAAACAGGCUCGGAAAACGGCGGAGGCGGCGGCUGGAAGAGCGACUGGUGGGCCCUCCGGACGGUAGCGGGGUGGGUCAGCCCGGCGGGGAGCGGGGCCACGACGCCCGUGUCGACACCCGGGGUGGGGCCGGGCCCGGGGCCGCUGGGCAGUCGGUCGAGGGCGCGGCUGUCGACUGUGGCGGAGGACUGGGUGCCUGCGGGUGGUAUCAGUGGUGGCGGUAGCGAUGGCGGCAACGGGAGCUAUCACCAUGAUGCCUCCUCGUCGCCUACCCGGCCUCCACUGCUGAGGCAACCGAGGGACCAGGGCCACUACGACGUGCACUCCGUGGACAGGGCGGCCAUUCCGACGCCUCCCCCGCCUUCGGCGGUGGCGGGGACUGGUGGUAGCAGACCGGUGCGAGCGCCGACAGCAGCAAGGGUGAGGCUUAUUCGGGCUCAGGAAGCGUUGAAGUCGCAGGCGAGGGCAAAGUCCGGGCCGACGGUGAUGCUGACGAGGCCGGUGCAUCUGACUGGUGACCGCAGAGGGGUUGGCGAGGAAGACCGACUGGCGCCCGCGAGACCGCCGCUGCAGAGUAGCUUGAGCAUUCCGGGUUCGUACGUGGAGUAG
Molecule: messenger RNA, 1518 nt
Organism: Diaporthe citri
Lineage: Eukaryota; Fungi; Ascomycota; Sordariomycetes; Diaporthales; Diaporthaceae
Exons: 4
Coding region: 1-1518 (505 amino acids)
Source: RefSeq, a predicted model, not a curated record